AUGGAAGUUGAUCAGACGAAACAAUGCUUUGAUGGGCAUCUGGGUUGCUUCGAUCCAAUGAAGUCGCCCCAACACUACGACCCACGUCAGCCUUGCAUGUCCCUCUCUGGACCACCUGGGGUGAUGAACCUCAUUACACAGGAGGGAAGGGAAGCAGUAUCGGAGGAUUGGCUAUCAGAAGUCCCUUUCGCUGUGGACAACAUGUUGGGAGCGUGGAUUAACGGAGCAAAGGAGGACAAAGUCUAUUGGCUAUUGAAGCAUAGGAUCCCCUGCUUCAUUAUUCACGAGAUCUCAACAUCCAACUUGUGCUUCUACAGAGAGGAACACAAGAAUCUGGACUUCAUUGUCUCCAUGGAUGCACAGUACUUAGCCCUGGAGCAUAAUGGAUUCGACCAUGUUGCCCACAAAUGGAAGGCUGAGAUUAACGCAGUUGCUGGUCAAGAAGGAAUGCCUCCAGCCAUGCCACUGGUUCUGUUGACAGACGAUCGAGCGAGAUCAAAUCCCUUGUCACAGGGAUGGAAUGGAACUAAACAUAGGUUGUUGGAAGAGACACCAGAGGUAGUAAUGAAGCAACUGACAUGCCCAGUCAAAGACUCAAUCAUCCAACCACCCCCAAAAGCGACCUUCACAGCUCACAUUCCUGAACCGGAAGUAAGGGUGCUAGCUCAAGAUAGGGUUGAAUGGCUUGUGCCCCCUGGAAAAUGGUCAUUCUGGAAGGAAGAGGAUUUGGAUAAGAACACUUCAUGUUUCUGUCCAGUGACGUCUCAACCCGACGAUUCGAAGUCAGGAACCAUAGGGCAGAGAGCUGUAACCCCGCCCCUCGAAUCACUACCCCUAAGAUCCACCCUUCUGGUUCAUCAGCACCAGCCCCGCACGCCAAUUUCGAAGCCAGCUCUGUCCUCAUCGGCUAAGCCACUCACUCCACUUCCGGCCAUCAAAUCAAACAGUCUAUCAUUGCAGAAGUUGAUUCCCACCAAGCCGCGAGCACAUCGCCAAAGUAUGGAACAUAGCAUGCAAGCUCCAAGGGGCAGAGAGAGUUCUCUGGGCCGUCAUCCUUGGGCGUUCACUCUGGAAGGAAGGGACUCACCGAGUGUGGGGGGCAGUGGACUUCCCAAGAAAUUAAGAAGUAUGGAACAACUCACGGAACGAGUUCUUGGAGCUCUGUCCAUGUCACUAUCUACUCCAUCCGUGCCUCCCUUACCAGAAUUAGAGGAUCCAUCUCCCCAGACUUCCAUCCCCACAGACUCUCAGCCAAUCGGCACAAUGAACGGGGAAAUGGACGUCGAUACUAUUGUGGACAGCGAAUCUGAUUCUUGCUUCUUGUGUUUCGAAGGGUUGCCCUUUGAGUGGGAAGAAUGUCAAUCUUGGUUCUACGGAAAAGCGGUCUUCUGUCACAUCGUGUGGAUUAAUCAAAUGUAUUGGACCGUCACGAACUCUCAUCCUUUAGUAUGGUUAGACCUCAAGAGCAAUGAAGACACGUGCACACUGCGUGGUUUCCUCACACAUCGAAGGUCGACGAAUCGGGCCGUGAUCAUCAGUCAUUUUAUUUCCAAGUCUACAUUUCAGGAAGCUACGCGUAACUACACAGAUAAAUGGGAAUGUCCCACUGCUCCCCUGCCUCCUCCCUCGGAUGAUUUUAUGGAGGGACCUGCUCAAACCGCGCCUCUUGAAAUGCAGCUUACUUCACCUAGACCAACUUCUCCUAUGCCUGACGUCACCCUGCUACACAGAGCCGGAGUCACAUUGGAAGAACGUGUGGAGGGAGCUGCGCAACAACGAAGACGAGCUGGGAAGAAGCAUCGCAAGUUGAACGCCCAACACCAAUCCAACGUAUAG
This is a messenger RNA of Laccaria bicolor S238N-H82, 1836 nucleotides long. RefSeq lists its product as uncharacterized. The transcript is spliced from 4 exons. The record is from RefSeq and is a predicted model, not a curated record. NCBI's taxonomy places the organism in Eukaryota, Fungi, Basidiomycota, Agaricomycetes, Agaricales, Hydnangiaceae. Bases 1 to 1836 code for a protein of 611 amino acids.